Bicyclus anynana (squinting bush brown) is the source of this 2657-nucleotide messenger RNA. Its product is annotated as vitamin K-dependent gamma-carboxylase. Gene Ontology annotation, biological process: peptidyl-glutamic acid carboxylation. Bases 1 to 2481 code for a protein of 826 amino acids. The transcript has 9 exons. The record is from RefSeq and is a predicted model, not a curated record. Gene Ontology annotation, molecular function: vitamin binding; gamma-glutamyl carboxylase activity. Lineage: Eukaryota; Metazoa; Arthropoda; Insecta; Lepidoptera; Nymphalidae.
AUGGGGAAUUUAGUCAACUUAUACGUAAAGCUGAAAUUAUGGGCCUCCUUACUGUACCAGGCAAUGGACGAGAAAUUUCGAGAACAAUUUGGGUUUUAUUUAGAAGAAAUUACGUUCGCAAAGAUUCUUCACUACUUGUACGCGCCCAAGGAUUCUUCGAGUUUAGCCAUCACAAGGAUUCUGUUUGGUAUUGCGAUGCUGUUUGACAUCCCGGACGAGCGCGGCGGUGCAGUCAUGGACCUUCGAUGGGGCGACCCCAUGGUGUGCCACUUCCCUCUCGUCCCCUUCAUCACAGCUGUGCCCAUGCCGUACAUGGCGCUGGUGUAUGCGACACUAUGGUUUGGUGCAUUAGGUAUAGCCCUGGGCUACAGAUACCGGCUCAGCGCUUGGCUCUUCACCCUCAGCUACUGGUACUUGUUCCUGAUUGAGAAGAGCUUCUGGAACAAUCACAGCUACUUGUUCGGUCUCGUGGCAUUACUACUCGCUUGCACUGAAGCCAACUGUUACUGGUCCCUAGACGUCUACCUGGGCUACUGCGAGAGCAAGACAACUGUGCCGUACUGGAACUACUUCAUCCUAAAGUACCAGUUCUUCAUCCUGUAUUUCAUGGCUGGCUUGAAGAAGGGCACAGCGGAGUGGCUGACGGGCUACUCAGUGCUGAACCUCAGCGAGCACUGGGUGUUCAGUCCAUUCAAACUAUUCCUUACCACAUCUCAGACGGACUAUCUAAUAGUCCACUGCUUCGUGUUCGUGUUUGACCUGACCGUGGCUAUGUGGAUGAUGUGGGGCAAGACUCGACACGUCGCGAUGAUAUUCUGCGCCUUGUUCCAUCUCAUGAAUAGCAGGCUUUUUAAGAUCGGCAUGUUUCCUUGGGUAUGUUUAGCUGCAAUGCCAUUAUUUUACCCUUUCCAUUGGCCGAAAGUUAUCAUGAACUAUGCGGAAAAAACAAUAUUGCAAGCUUCGAAAGUAAAAGGAGGAAUUUGCGGACAUUUGCACAAGUUCAUAUUGAACAGCAAAUACAUUCACUGCAACAGUAAAGCAGUACAAAAACAGUUAACUGGUCAAAAUACUUACGAAUCAGAGACGUCAGUGUAUGAUGAUAGUAAAAAUACAAACCAAAAUAACGUUGUCUAUGAAGACGCUGAUCAAAAUAACAUUGUCAGUGAAAAAUCUGAUCAAAAUAACAUUGACAGUGAAAAAUCUGAUCAAAAUAACAUUGUCAGUGAAAAUUAUGAACAGAAUAACAUUGUUAGUGAAGAAUCUGAUCAAAAUAACAUUGUCAGUGAAGAAUCUGAUCAAAAUAACAUUGUCAGUGAAAAUUCUGAACAGAAUAACAUUGUUAGUGAAGACUCUGAUCAAAAUAACAUUUUUAGUGAAGACUCUGAUCAAAAUAACAUUGUCAGUGAAAACUCAGAUCAAAGUAACAUUGUCAGUGAAGAAAUGGAGAUGAAUGGAACCAGUGAUGAUGAAAGUGAUCUAUACACUGAACGAUUAUUCGAAUCUGAAAUUUGCGAUCAACAUGAAGAUAGGCAUGAAGUUGGGAGGAAGUAUAUAACGUUUGCCUUUAUCGUUUUCCAUAUAUUGACGCAGGCGUUUCUACCGUAUUCACACUUUAUUACGAAGGGUUACAAUAACUGGACGAAAGGGUUAUAUGGUUACUCGUGGGAUAUGAUGGUUCACACGUGGAACCUUGAGUCGGUAAUUGUCAAGGUAGUGGACAAUACGAACCAGGAAGAGUUCUAUAUUGAUCCCACAAUUUUUACGCUUAAUGACAGAUGGACGAGACACGGUGACAUGGUUCACCAAUAUGCUCGAUGUUUGAAACAGAGAGUUGGACAGCUUGGGGAUGGCGAUUAUAAUUUAAAUAUAUCAAUUUAUGUCGACGUGUGGUGCUCCAUGAAUGAGAGAUUCACACAGCGGAUGUUUGAUUGCAAAGUGGAUUUGUUGGAAGCAACCUGGUCGCCGUUCCAACCGGUUUCGUAUCUCAUGCCGUUGCUGGAUGAAGCGUUGAACUGGAGAUCUGUGCUGCAUGAUAUAGAGGAGGAGGUGCACUCGUGGAAUAACUACAGCGAUGUAGUGUUUGUUGCUGAAUUUCCAGGUUACGAACAACAAAAGUAUCUACCGCCAGAAUUGACCAACAUCACAUUGACAGUAUUGAACGGUACGGUGGCUUAUCAGCCUGAGUUGACCACAUAUUAUAAGAACGCUCAAUCGAUUGGUCUCACAAAAGGACAUCAUAUCGAACUAGUUCCGGGAACAUUUCACAAGAUCAUUAAUAUAGGGGAAACCCCGGCUUUUUAUAUGUACACAGUGACUAAUAAUUCUUUGAUAGAUAUUGAAACAUCGUCCACAACAACCCAGAAAGAGAUGCUGCCGAUUGGUCAAGAAUUGCUCAGACGUCUGAGGAAUAUGCUUCAGUUUGCAAAAAUAGUUGGUACGAAUUUAUUUCAAAUAUUUUUUCAUUUAAAAUUUUGUACUUAAUUUGUUUUAUUACCUACUAUAAAGCUAUUUAAUCUCAUUGCUAUCAACUUAAAUACUAAGGGAAUAUUUUAAAUAAUAUCUAGUCAAAUCUUAACGUACGUUACUUUACGUUCCGUUAAGCUUAAAAUAAUUUUAAGCAUAUAAUUAUUAUAAUAUUUAGAAAUAAAUCUAUUUAU